Messenger RNA from Drosophila busckii, 3213 nucleotides. It is a transcript of the gene Ars2, whose product is annotated as serrate RNA effector molecule homolog. Lineage: Eukaryota; Metazoa; Arthropoda; Insecta; Diptera; Drosophilidae. The transcript has 8 exons. Gene Ontology annotation, biological process: mRNA processing; primary miRNA processing. The coding region runs from base 94 to 3024 and encodes 976 amino acids. Gene Ontology annotation, cellular component: nuclear body. The record is from RefSeq and is a predicted model, not a curated record.
GCUGAUUACCAGCACAAGUCAGGCGGACAAAGUUUAUAUCUGGACGAAAAAUUUUUACUAAAAUUCGGAUAAUAAUAAUUUAAGUCAAAGAUUAUGGCGGACUCAGAUGAUGAAUACGAUCGCAAGCGACGUGACAAGUUCCGUGGUGAACGUGACAGCUACAGACCAGAGCGGCGGGAGGAACGUAGGCCCUUGGGAGGUGUUGGGGGCGCACGAGAUGACUGGCCUGAGCGUAAUCCAUUUCGCGGCAGUGCAGCUGCAGCUGGCGGAGGUGGCGUUGGAGCACGUCAUCGGCCUGAUUACAGUGACUACCGGGGAGCCGGUCCUCGACCGCGGUAUGGCUCUCCGGGUCGUGAGAUGCCACAAGCAAAACGUAUGCGCCCCGACUGGGGAGAUAGUGACAUGCGCUCCAAUGGUCGAUUUGGUUACGACCCAUACCUGAUGCAAGCCUGGAAUGAUCAUUAUCAAUCACUGCAUUCGGCUUAUGGAGGUCAUGGAGGUCAUCAUUCCUCACGCGAUUCUGCUCCAAGUGGUGGAGGUGGUAGUGGCGGCGAUACACAAACACAGCCUGCAAUGUUGACGUUGAAGCAGUUUCUUGACACACAGGAUGAAAACAUUUCGGACUCUGAAGUUAUGCGAAAGUACACCGAAUACAAAACGGAUUUUAAGCGUCAGCAGCUGAACGAGUUCUUUGUGGCUCACAAAGACGAGGAAUGGUUCAAAAAUAAAUAUCAUCCCGAGGAUAGCGUGCGACGUACUAAUGAACAACGCGGCUUCUUAAAGCGACGCACAGAGGUAUUUAUCGAGCUGCUUGACAAUGGCACUAUUGCCAAAGUUAAAGUGGACUCCUCGCAGGCAGAUGCCUUGGUGCGUGUGCUAGACACUUGCGUCAUUAAGCUAGAAGGUGGCACAGAAGAGGAUCUGAAGAUACUUGAUGAGAAGCCCAGAGAGGUGAACUACGAGCGCAAAUCUGAAACUGAGACAACAGUUGUAACCAAACAAGAGGCACCUGACAGUCCUAAAACAGAAAAGGAUGAUGCAUUAUCAAAGGUUGAUUCGCCGAAACGCAAGGGUCUGCGACCAAUUAAUUCCGAUGAAGAGAACUGGGAUGAGGAUGAUGAAAUGUCAGCUGUAAAGGAAACAACAACAACGAGCAAAGCAGAAGAUAAGCCAGCUGUUAGUGUGGACGUUAAGGAAAAGCUGCCAAAAACAAAGAAAGCUAAGAAACGCAAACGUAAUAGCAGCGAUAAUGAGAGCUCCUCCUCUUCAAGCUCCAACACUGAUUCAGAUAGCGAUACCGAUGAUGAUGAAAAAUUAAAACAGAAAUAUGAUGUGGAGCAGGGCUUGCGUGCUGAUCAGGCAAGUGAAGCAGAAAAAGACAGGGAGAAGGAAGCGGCGGCAGCCAAGGCAAAGCAACCUCCACCAGACAGUCCUAGCGCUGCAGAUAAUGCUGAAGCUGAUCAGCAGCAAGAACAGGAUCAGGAGAUGAAGUCAGAAUCGGAGGAAAAAGCAAAUGAUGACGACAGUCAGUCAUCAGUUGUAGAGGCUGAGAAAGCAGAUAAAGAACAGGAUAAUCAACAAACUUCUAGCAAUGGCAGCGAAGAGAAACAAGCUGAUGCGAGGGAUGGGAAUGAGAGCGGACCUAAAACGCCAACAAAAGCAGAUACUGAUGAAGUACCCAACGAAGCCGCAACCAAUGAGUUGGAAAAAGUUAAGGAUAACUCACAGCCGCGUGCCCUGCAUCGCACCUCAUCCAUAUUCUUACGCAACUUGGCGCCAUCGAUUACAAAAGCAGAAAUCGAAGCGGUUUGCACACGCUUCAGUGGUUACCUGCGUGUGGCUAUUGCCGAUCCACUUGUGGAGCGUCGUUGGUAUCGCCGUGGCUGGAUAACUUUCACACGUGACGUGAACAUUAAAGAGAUUUGCUGGAGUUUAAACAAUCAGCGAUUGCGUGACUGCGAAAUGGGCGCCAUUGUUAAUCGAGAUUUGAGUAGACGCGUCCGUCCGGCCAAUGGCAUAACAGCGCAUAAACAAAUUGUGCGUUCUGACAUUAAACUAUGCGCCAAGAUUGUUAUGAAUCUGGAUGAGCGCUUCAAGCUGUGGAGCGAAUCGGCAGCAAAUGAGCACAAAGCGGACACAGAAGUCAAUGGCAACAGCAGCGCGUCUAGUUAUGGCUUCAAUUCGCAAAAUCCCGUUCUGCAAAACAUAACCGAUUACCUCAUUGAAGAAGCAUCCGCUGAGGAAGAGGAGCUACUCGGCUUGGCGGGCGAUAGUAAAGAUUCUGAGGGUGAGCCCAUUGAACGCGAUGAACAGCUGUUGGCUGUGCUGGAUCGUCUGGUGCUUUACUUGCGCGUUGUGCACUCAGUCGAUUAUUAUAAUCAUUGUGAAUAUCCCUAUGAGGAUGAGAUGCCUAAUCGUUGCGGCAUUAUACAUGCACGUGGUCCACCACCAAUACGCGUCACCAACAAUGAUCUGCAGGAGUAUAUGAAGAAUUAUGAAAGUAAACUAACGCAGUUUUUAACCAAAAGCGUGCUGCUCAAGGACGACGCUGUCAAAGAGCUGGGCGCCAAGGAUCCGGAGGUGGAGGUUGAGAAAUUUGUGCAGGCUAAUACCCAAGAGCUGGCCAAGGAUAAAUGGCUGUGCCCAUUGUCUGGCAAAAAGUUUAAGGGACCGGAAUUCAUACGCAAGCAUAUAUUCAACAAGCACGAAGAGAAAGUGGAUGAAGUACGCAAGGAAGUGCAGUACUUUAACAAUUAUUUGCGUGAUCCCAAGCGUCCGCAGCUUCCCGAGCAUCCAGGCAGCUCCAAGCGAGAAGGCGAGUCUGGACGUGGUGGCGGAUAUCGGCCUAACUUAUAUCCACCUUUCUCGGGUAUGCCCUAUGGCUUUGGACCACCAAUGAUGGGUGGUGGACGUGGCGGACGCAAUUUUCCGCCUGCGCGCAGAGAAUUACCUUUGGAACAUCAACGCCGGCUUAUCGGUUAUCAUGAUUUGGAUGCGCCUGUAAAUUCCGAUAUGUUUGACUAACUUAUUAGCACGGAAUGCACUAAAUAGUUUCCGAGCUUAGUUUUAAAUGCAAAUUCAAGCAAUGGUAGCCUAAACAGAACUUUGAAAAAACAAAAACAAAAAUAUACAAACAUUAAUUGAAUAUACACAUGCCUAACAUGCCAAUUAUUUAAUUUCUAAUGUGUACAAUACUACAUAUUGUAUUUUAAA